Molecule: messenger RNA, 867 nt
Organism: Coregonus clupeaformis (lake whitefish)
Lineage: Eukaryota; Metazoa; Chordata; Actinopteri; Salmoniformes; Salmonidae
Product: PDZ domain-containing protein 2-like
Exons: 4
Molecular function (GO): protein binding
Source: RefSeq, a predicted model, not a curated record
AUGAUGUCUGUGUUCUUCAGUUACCUGGCUGACCAGUGCUGGAAUGGCGGCUGCAUCUACCUGAUCAUGCUCCGGAGGAUCAAGCGUAAAGCCCCUCUCCCUCCAUGCAAUGGAAACGGCAACGCCACCAUCACUGGUGGCACCGGUGGGAUCUACGGUGGAUCCACCCACUCCCUGGAUGACCUGAGCAGCAUCUCCUCCGAGCCUCCCAGUAGCCCGCCGACGCAGAACGGGGAUGGCAAACGUAUGCGGAAAUUCGGCGUCAUCUCCCGGUCGUCGUUCAAUCGUGAUAGUAAAGACAGUAAGGAAGGUAGCUGUGACGAUGGCGGCAGGGAGAGGCUGGAGAAUGGUUACCACGUCUACGGAGGCUCCACCUUUUCCAUGGAGACGGAGGUCACGGAGGUCAUGCCCCCGGAGGGGGGGCCAGGACCAGGAAGAAAGGAUGAGGGGCCCGUGACUGUCCUGCCCCCUCUAGCAAUCCCCCAUCACCUGCAGAACGGGGGAAGGACUGCCACCCUGCCGAACCGCUCCCACAGGAAACUGUCAGAACACAAGACAGAGUCACUCAGCAGUGAUACCUCUAGUCAGCCCAGAGAGGGGAGUCGUAUCUGGAAGAUGCACAUGGUGAAAGGUCAGGAGGGGCUGGGGAUCCAGAUUACGGGAGGGCGAGGGUCCAAGCGGUCCCAGCAUGGCAUCAUCAUAGCGCACGUGGAGGAGGGCGGCGCUACACAGAGGGACGGGCGCCUGAAGGCUGGUGAUGAGCUGUUGAUGAUCAACGGUCAGUCUCUGGUAGGUCUGUCUCACUCUGAGGCUGUAUCCAUCCUCCGCUCCUCUGCUGGACUGGUUCAACUGGUGGUCACUAGGAGG